AUGCCGGCACGAAACCAGAAUCAAUUUGGACAAUUACUUCAACAAUAUUUGAAACUCUCUCCAGAGGUAUUCAGUGGCAGUCCUCCAGAUUCCGAGGAGGCGGAAGAAUGGUUGCAAAAUGCAGAACAUGUUUUGGAACAUGUAUCCAAUGAUAAAGGUACUUGGGUUAAUUUGAUUACUUUCAAAUUUCGAGGACCAUCACGGGAUUGGUGGAGUGCAGUAAUGAAAGUGGAAGGGAAAACAAUGACCUGGAAUAGGUUUAAAGCUUUGUUCAUAGACAUGUAUGUACCUGAUGCGGCAAGAGAUAUGAAAUUUUAUGAGUUAAUGUCCUUAACGAAGAGUGGUAUGUCCGUUAGUGAUUAUAAUGAUAAAUUCACAAGAUUGUCGCGUUAUGGAGCAGAGUUGAAAGCCACCGGUGAGGCUAAAACGAAGAAAUUUAUCAGGGGAUUGGAUCCCGAGAUGCGAACACAACUUUCAUGUUUACGAAUCAGGACUUACGAGGAUGCUUUAAAUCGGUCUCUUGACUAUGAAAAGGAAAUGGAAGAUCAACUUGCAACACGAAUUAGAAAAAGGACGCAACUAUUUUCAGCAAGACAUGAUCCAGCAAAACGACCAAUGUUAUCAGCUCCUAAUCAGCAAUAUUUCAGACCAUCAGUAAGACCAUGGUCAAUGGGGCCAGCAUCAGUACCACCUACAAUAUCACCUACAACACGUCCACCUGCAGUUAGACCUCAAGGGAGAUUGGUGCGUUUCCAGCAAGUACGUCCGGUUGCACCAACAAGUGCUGGUUCGAGUUCCUUCUGA
Messenger RNA from Papaver somniferum (opium poppy), 804 nucleotides. RefSeq lists its product as uncharacterized. NCBI's taxonomy places the organism in Eukaryota, Viridiplantae, Streptophyta, Magnoliopsida, Ranunculales, Papaveraceae. The transcript has a single exon. The record is from RefSeq and is a predicted model, not a curated record. The coding region runs from base 1 to 804 and encodes 267 amino acids.